Messenger RNA from Pseudoliparis swirei, 2422 nucleotides. Its product is annotated as IQ calmodulin-binding motif-containing protein 1-like. The transcript is spliced from 15 exons. The record is from RefSeq and is a predicted model, not a curated record. Lineage: Eukaryota; Metazoa; Chordata; Actinopteri; Perciformes; Liparidae. Gene Ontology annotation, biological process: cilium assembly. Bases 403 to 2190 code for a protein of 595 amino acids. Gene Ontology annotation, molecular function: calmodulin binding. Gene Ontology annotation, cellular component: cilium.
GGUCUUCCUGUUUUAUUCGAUCAUGAUUGGUUCUGGCAGGAAAGGUCAGGAUUGGUCCGCCACGCUUGUCCCGCCCACCUGGAAGAACACAGACCGUUAAACCGGGUCCACAGGACCGGACCGGGUCCACAGGACCGGACCGGGUCCACCUGUGUGCGUCGUACCCGACACGAAGGCCACCUUCUCCCGGAGCACCGUGAGGACGUCGACGGCCCGGACGCACUCGGCUCGACCAGAACCUGAGAGGAGGGCGGCGACGCGGUGGUCGCACCGUGAUGACGUCACGACGUCGCGUUGCCGUAACAACAAGGACAGCGUCGCUGCUACAAGCUAACCGAGCGCGAGGCGACGCACUGUCUUCAGUUGGUGGAGGAGAAGAAGGAGAAAAAGGAGGUGAAGCUGAUGGAGGAGGUGAAGCAGGAGGUGACGGAGCUCAGGAGGCAGCUGGAGGAGGAGGAGGAGCUGGACCCGGAGCAGAGAGUCCGGGUCCUGAACCGCGGCUUAACCAAGGCGCUGCAGACAGACGGCGGUGCGUCCCGCUUGUAUCUGACCGGCGUCCUGAGCCACUGCGUCCUGCUCCUGUCUCAGGCUCCCAGAAUGCAACGGGGCAGCUGGGACGCCGCUGCCACGCUGGCCCAGCUCACCAGUUCCUGUUGCAUCAAGGUGCAUCCUGGGAGACACUCGGAGGCCUUUCAUAGGUUGUUCCUGCCUUCACUCAUGGACGGCCUCCUCUCAUUGGCCAGUCAGCUGAUAAGGCGGGCAGAGGGCCUGUCUCUCUUCAGGAAGGUGAUGGACUCAGUGGGCUGGCUGCUCAGAUCUCACACCUGUCUCACCACCCAGGUCCUCAGCUCUUUCCACUACGAGCUGAUCCAGAUGUGUGAUGAUGUCACUGUGUCUCUGCUCUGUGUCCAGAUGUGGACUCAGAGCUGCACAGCCAGCAGGGACUUCCUGUCUGAGUUGAGCGAUGACUCCGCCCUCUUGCUGCUCAACGAGGCCGUCGGCCUAUUGGCCGUGAGCUCCGACUCUUUAGUGGGCGGGGCCUCCAUCAGACUGAUCCUCUUCAUGGCCAAUCAGCAGGAGCUUCGGGUGCAGCCCCUCCUCCUCAGCUUCAGAGGUCUGGACAGCCUAUUGGAUAAAGACUGGCGGGGGCGGGGCUUUGACCCGGACGUGGAUCAGCUGAUUGCACUGAUCCAAUCAGACACCAGGAAGUUUCCACAGGUGUCGAAUGAGCGCGUGCGGGCGGCGUGCUUGAUCCAGGCGGCCUGGAAGUCCUAUCAGACGAGACGCAGGGCAAAGAGCCUGAGCAGAGCGGUCAGCACGCUGCAGAGGAGAUACAGGACUCGCAGGAGGAGGCAGCAGCAGCAGGAGGAGGAGCAACGAUGGGAGGAGGAGUUGAAGUAUCAGGUGUGUGUGAGGCGUCAGCAGGCAAGAAGGAAGUUCCACCAGAAACAGAGACAACUGCUGCAGCUACUUCCUCCUGACCAGGUGCAGCCGUACCUGCAGGAGUGUGAGCGUCGGGCGGCCGUUGUGAUCCAGAGCUCCUGGAGAGGGUUCAGAGAGAGACGACGCUACAACAACAACAACAACAACAACAACACACAGAGGCACACACACGCACGGCAGCAGGCCGCCAGGACGCUGCAAAGAGCGGUGCGUCGCUUCCUGCAGAGACGACGAGCAGCGCCGGCUCCGCCCACCAGCUCCUUCUGGAUUGGUCAGCGGGGCUUGACGGAGAGCCGGAGGGCGGAGCUACGCAGACAGGUGGAGGAGCACGUCGCUCAGCAUCCGUCGACCCGCGUGUCGCGGCAGGAGCGCGAGCGUCUCCACGAGGAGGUGCAGCUGCUGCUGCUGGAGGAGCUGCAGAGAGGAGGCCAGAGGAGGAGGGAGGAGCAGCGGGUGGAGGCUCUACUGGCUCACACACACACACAGCUGGAGCUGCUCCGAGAUGCCCCGCCCCUCUCCGUUGUCACCACAACGGACGCCGACUCCUUCCUGAGCCCCUCGGGUCUCGUUGCCGCUCGCGCCCGCGACUCCCACAAUGCAGCGCUGCAGGCGAGCAGGCUGCCCUGGUGGAGGCUCCAGGAGACGGCCGGCGGCGUCCACACGUUUAGCCCCGCCCACCUGCAGGAGCUGGAGGCGGAGCUCGGAGGACUGUUUGUCGGGGGGUGGGGGGGCAGUGAGGUGGACUGAACCCUGACCCUGAAGACUCGAGAGUUCCCCUCCCAGGACCAGAGGAGGCGGGGCCACCAGGCAGAGGCCAUUGGCCUGUCUCUACUGACCCCGGGUCAGACCUGAAGGAGUCUCCAGGACCUUCAGCAGGAAACAUGGACAUAGCAAAGACAAUGGACUUGUACUUGUACCAGAAGGUCUUACAACACAAUUACAUCUUGUAAAAUGAUGUCAAUAAAAUAAAAUGAACACA